CCCGUUAAAAAACGUCCGCCAAAGUACUCCGUAACAAAAGGCCCAAAGGUCCAAGCGCCCAAAAUUAGCAAACCGCCCAGACUUGAGGAAGCUGACCAGACAUCUCGGGAUCAACUUCCACGCCCGGGCAUCUGUAAUCCUCGAACGGUCGAAGUGUCGAACGCCCUGCGAAAUCGCCGACUCUCUUCGCGGCUUCGCCUUCCGGCAGACAUCAGCACUCAGCACGCAGCACGGAAUCAACGCCACUCCUCCAGGCGCCAGCACCGCACCACGCCUCGUUUGUCGUAGCUUACUCGCCGCCUCACGCCCGUCGCCCGAUCGCCUGCGGCACUCCGCCACUAACCCUUCAGUGGUUCAGCCAAUCGGCCCUUCUCAAUUUUUACCUCCCCACCUUCCGUAGUUCCGAUGGCGAAUGGAUCUCAAAUCCGCCCCAACAGCUCAGCACUUAUUGCAAUGAUUGCUGAUGAGGAUACCAUUACUGGAUUUUUACUGGCUGGAGUAGGCAAUGUGGACCUGAGAAGGAAAACAAACUAUCUUAUUGUUGAUUCAAAAACUACUGCGAAACAGAUUGAAGAAGCUUUCAAAGAGUUCACUACAAGAGAGGACAUUGCUAUAUUGUUAAUUAGCCAAUAUGUUGCCAACAUGAUAAGGUUUUUGGUGGAUGGGUAUAACAAGCCAAUUCCAGCCAUAUUGGAGAUUCCUUCAAAGGACCACCCAUAUGACCCAGCGCACGACUCUGUCCUUUCUCGUGUGAAGCAUCUCUUCUCUUCUGAUUCUGUGGCAUCAGGAAGACGUUGAGGAGCUUGCAACAAAGUUUAUAUUUGUCUAUUUUCUUUCUGUUCUUCUGAGGCUUAUGUUGAUGUUUCUUCUCCGCAUGUGCCACUUGGGCUUGCAGCCGGUGCAGGGCUAAUAAUACUUCGACUAUCAAACAUGAUGUUUUGUUUCAAAGGGAAAUUGAACACGUUUCUUUGUGUGUCAGGUCUUCCUUAUGAAAGCAACUGGACCCACCUCUUAAUUCUAAAUAAGCUUAUUGUAAUCUAAAGAAUGUUUGUUUUCUUUCAGUCUACUCGUAUCUGACUUUUUUUUGACAAUUUUUGUGUACAGGAUGGCAUUUGCUCAUUAUCUUCAAAGGAUUAACUUUGUGUUUUAGCCUUUUAAGUAUCGCCCUUGGUGUUGCUCAUUAUUUUUAAAGGACAUGACAUAUUUCCAGUCAAAAUUCACCUCCCAAAUCCCAAUAAUCAUAGGUUUGGAAUGAAGAAGAUGCUAUCCAAACAUGGCAUUUAUCAUGGGGCAAUGGCGGAGCCAGAAAAAUGACUUAGGAGGGUUGAAAUUCAACUUUAUGCAGAACGAAAACGGUAGAUCGCUUUCGGAUAAUGUCCAAGUUGAAUGUAGCUAAGAAAAUGAUAGUUUAAAUUAGACUAAUUGUUGAAGGAAAAUAUAUGUUGUGUGCUAUCGUUUAGAUAGAAUAUGUAUUAGGGGCUUUCUAUGUAAAUUAUGUAUUAUGGGCUUAUUGGUCCGUACUUGUAAACCCUGCUCUAUACCUAUUUAUAGGGGCUUUUGGUAAUGAAACUCUA
Messenger RNA from Cuscuta europaea, 1574 nucleotides. NCBI's taxonomy places the organism in Eukaryota, Viridiplantae, Streptophyta, Magnoliopsida, Solanales, Convolvulaceae. The record is from the annotation of a GenBank genome assembly.